CACCCAGCGGCCCACGGCGGGCACCGCGGGCACCACGCCGGGGGCCACCUUCGCCACCUUCGGGACCUCGCCCACCACCCUGGGCACUACGGCAGGCACCACGGCUGGCACCACGGUCGGCACCACAGCUGGGACCACAGCGGGCACCACCGUACCCGCGGCCAGGCCCACCACCACGGAGGCGCCCCUGACCACGGAAAGCGCGAGCACGCUGGAGACCACGGAGGCGGCGAGCACGUUGACGACAGGGAGCACCUCCACCUCGAGCACUACCUCCAGCACGACCACCGGCACCAGCACCACCCCCGGCACCUCUGUAGCGAGCACUAGUCCAGGGAGCACGAGUCCGGGGAGCACGUCUAGUCCGGGACCCAGCGUCACCGACCAGCCGCCGCCGGGCCUGGACGUGGAGCAGCUCAACUCGCUCAACAUGUCGGACUACAGGAACGUGUGCGGGCGCAGGCUGUUCCCCGAGGCCAGGAUCGUCGGCGGGGAGAAGGCGACGUUCGGGAAGUGGCCCUGGCAGAUCUCGCUCCGCCAGUGGCGGACGUCCACCUUCCUGCACAAGUGCGGCGCCGCGCUGCUCAACGAGAACUGGGCCAUCACCGCGGCGCACUGCGUCGAUAACGUGCCGCCGACCCACCUGAUGCUGCGGCUGGGCGAGCACGACCUCUCCACGGAGGAGGAGCCGUACGGGUACCGGGAGCACCGCGUGCAGCUCAUCGCCAGCCACCCGCAGUUCGACUCGCGGACCUUCGAGUACGACCUGGCGAUGCUGCGCUUCUACGAGCCCGUCCAGUUCCAGCCCAACAUCCUGCCCAUCUGCGUGCCCCAGGACGACACGAGCUUCGUGGGGCGCACGGCGCACGUCACGGGCUGGGGCCGCAUCUACGAAGAGGGGCCGCUGCCGAGCGUGCUGCAGGAGGUGUCGGUGCCCGUCAUCAACAACUCGGUGUGCGAGACCAUGUACCACGCGGCCGGCUACAUCGAGCACAUCCCCAACAUCUUCAUCUGCGCGGGCUGGCGGAAGGGUGGCUUCGACUCGUGCGAGGGCGACAGCGGCGGGCCCAUGGUGAUCCAGCGGCCGGACGACAAGCGGUGGGUGCUGGCGGGCGUCAUCUCGUGGGGCAUCGGCUGCGCGGAGCCCAACCAGCCCGGCGUCUACACGCGCAUCUCAGAGUUCAGAGACUGGAUCAACCAAAUCAUGCAGUUCUAGGACUGGAAGCCCCCACCCCCCGACGGACCCAAACCCUCAUUUCCGAGGUAGGGUUGUUCCGGACUGCCGUUCUCCGCGACGAAAGAACAACACACCUCAAGACGGAAAUAAAGAGAACGAAACGAACGAAACAGAAGACUGAAGAGCGGUGCGGCGUACCAUACUACCCUCUGCGCAAGAACACGAAUUUUCUGACAACUUUGUAAAAUUUUCCGCUAGCGGGGUAUUUUAACGACGAUUGUGGUACGACCUCAAGCCGAACGGCAGCCGACCAAACCAACAUCGAGGAGAAAACUGCCAUAUCUAGAGUCAUCUAGAGAAACUAUAUUAUUUCUAGAGUGUUAUCUAGAGCGAUCUAGAGGAUUUAUUUCUGGAAUGCGAGUGCAGAGAAAGAGAGAAAGAGAGAUGGGCGAGGAACUUCUUAUUGGCUCGCUGUAGUGGCGUGCCGAAACACUCCGUGACUCGACGACGAGUGAUUGUGAUAUGCUAAGUGCAAUGACUCCUUUAUUUAGUGAAAUGACCCGUAGGAUUACUGUAGUGCUGUUGCCAGCAACGCCCAACUUCCUUCCGUACCCUCCCGGUGUCGCAACGUGGCCUCUGUCAUGGCCUUCCUUAAGACUCGGAUAAAGAUGACCAACUGGAUUCAACUGUGGUUGUUUUUUGUUGUUUUGCUAUGCUUUAAUGUGUUUUUUGGUCUCGUAGAUGUCUAAUUAUUUAUUGUUGAAAACGAAGAAAUUGUUUUUGUCUCACCGUACCGUUAUUUGCGAGAUUUUUUUUUGUUUUGUUUUUUGAAAUUAUUUAUUUUUUUGACAUGCUUGGGAUCGCUUUACACCCCAACGCUUUGUGUGUCCAUUUUCUUUUAGUGCUCCGGGAAGAGUGUCGCUCUCUCUCUGUUUUCUCGGUUGGAAUGUCACAAAAGAAAACGUAUGCAUUGAGCGUGGCCACGGUGUGGAGUGGGACAGGCACACGACCGUUGCAAGAAGUGAUAUUUGCAUAUCAAAGCAUUUAUAGACUUAUCUGUUGAUUAAUUUAUUCUUAGAGCGUGUUAUUUUAAUAUUUUUAAAAUUAGACCUGUAAAUAGAAACGAAUGAUGCGAUGAAAUAAUGUAAAUUUUAUUACGUAAGUGACAACGAUGUGUGAGAGUUUUUUUUUUGUUCCGAGGGCACUGUGAGCGUGUGAAUGGUUAUGUAAUUUAUUAAAUGAAUAAAAAUGCAAAAACAGGA
Messenger RNA from Thrips palmi, 2439 nucleotides. RefSeq names its product serine proteinase stubble-like. The record is from RefSeq and is a predicted model, not a curated record. The transcript is spliced from 7 exons. Gene Ontology annotation, molecular function: serine-type endopeptidase activity. Gene Ontology annotation, biological process: proteolysis. Lineage: Eukaryota; Metazoa; Arthropoda; Insecta; Thysanoptera; Thripidae. The coding region runs from base 431 to 1216 and encodes 261 amino acids.